Molecule: messenger RNA, 478 nt
Organism: Moneuplotes crassus
Lineage: Eukaryota; Ciliophora; Spirotrichea; Euplotida; Euplotidae
Source: the annotation of a GenBank genome assembly
AGCAAAAUAUCAAGGAUAUUAUCUUCCAAUGACAGCAAAUUCCCCUCUGGCUUCUCUGAAUGAAAUCUCAAGAAGUCUUACAGUUCACGGAGAUGUUCAAACUCUUCUUCAAGCUUACUGAAUUUGUGAUAUUCCAAAUACACUUAGCGCGCAAAAAGAAAGAAACACAGACAGGCCUUAUGUUCACCCUGAACUAGAUUCGAAGAAAUUAGAGCAAAACAGAGUUGACCCUAAAAUACUAUCAAUGUAUAGGAAUGUGAGAGACAACAAAUCCAACACUAUAAACCCAAGAGCAGAGAAAAUUUUUAUGUGUUCAUUUGGAAGCUGUAGAAAAAUAUUCUACAAGAAGUGGAACUUCAGCCUGCACAUGAAGAUGCACUAUAAAAUCAAGCAGUUCAAAUGCCAGAUAUGCUCUAAAGAGUUCACUCAGAAGUGUAAUUAUAACAAGCAUAUGAAGACCCAUGAUUCAUUUAAAUAG